AUGCCAUCUGCAUCUGAUCUUGAUUAUGAACAUCCAGUUGGUUUAUCAUCAAAACAAGUUGAAUCAAUAGCUAUAAUUGGAGGUGGUGCAUCGGCUGCAAUAAUUCUAGAUACUUUACUUAAAGAACCGGACUCGAACAUUAAACAAAUAACGAUUUAUGAAAGACAAGAUAAGUUAGGUGGAGUAUGGUAUUUUAAUCCAGAAACCAUAGAGACACCCAAUCAUAUCAUUAAAUCUGGUAAUAUAAACUUUGAAAAUGAUCCUCAAUUACCAAACCCAUUUGAAGGAAAUUUAGACAAGGAUGAGAAUGAAUUGAAUCUUCCUAGAAUUAAUCAAGAGAGAUUUUUACAAACACCAAGUUAUUAUGGUAUAAAGACAAAUAUUAUCGAAAAGAUGAUGACUUAUAGUGAUAAUAAAAAUUGGGGUAUAGAUGGAGAUGAUGAAGACAGAAAAUAUGUUGUCGGCACAGUUGUUCAAAAGUAUAUUGACAGUUAUAUUGAUAAAAAUUUGAAUGACCCUAGAGUUAAAUUGCAUUUAAAUUCUACUGUUGAAGAUGUUGAACGAAUUGACAGACACGAUGAAGUCGAAAUACCAUAUAAGUUCAGAUUAACAAUACGUGAGGAAUUACCCAAUUCUGAAAAAGAUCGUUGGUAUCGAAAAAACUUUGAUUCAGUCAUAGUUGCAUCAGGUCAUUAUCAUGUUCCAUUCAUUCCUCAUGUUCCUGGUUUGAAACAACUACAAGAGACAUACCCCAAGGUAGUUCAACAUGCAAAGUUUUAUAGGUCCUCAGAGUCAUAUAAAGAUAAAACUGCAAUUGUUGUUGGUUCAAGAGCAUCAGGAAGUGACUUGACAAAAUUUAUAGCUAGAGAACCGGGUACCAAAGUUUAUCAGUCAAUUCGUAAUUAUGAAAGGACCAAAGUCUUAUCAUCUAGAACAAAUGUCGAAACUAAACCAGAGAUUACUUCAAUAGUUCUAUUAGAUGAGUCAGAGCCUUACAAGAUAAAAGUUUUAUUCGAAGAUGGUUCAAUUGUCUAUGAUCCAGAUCAUAUCGUUUAUUGCACAGGUUAUUUAUUUUCUUACCCAUUUUUGAAUAGAUUGUUCAAUAAUAAAAUCACGCAUGAAGGACAAACAGUUUCAAACUUAUAUCAACAUACAUUUUUAAUCAACGAACCAUUAAUUACAAUUAUAGGUGUUCCAAUUGACGGUAUAUCAUUCAGGGUAUUUGAAUAUCAAGCAAUCUUGUUAUCAAGAUAUAUUACUGGAAAAAUAAAUUUACCUUCAAGGAAAGAGCAAACUGAAUGGGUAAACAAAAGAUACGAGGAGAAAAGUAACACAAGGUUAUAUCAUACAAUUGGAGUUGUUGAUGCAUUACCAUUUGCUCAAACUUUGAUACGGUUAGGACAAGUCUCAGCCAAAACCAAAGUUGGUAGAGAAUUUCCAAUUCUAACUGAAGAGGAAGUCUUGAUUUAUAGAGAGGCUGGGGAAAAAUUGAGGAAAUUUUGGGAUGAGAGAUGA
Molecule: messenger RNA, 1515 nt
Organism: Lodderomyces pseudojiufengensis
Lineage: Eukaryota; Fungi; Ascomycota; Pichiomycetes; Serinales; Debaryomycetaceae
Exons: 1
Coding region: 1-1515 (504 amino acids)
Molecular function (GO): N,N-dimethylaniline monooxygenase activity; NADP binding; flavin adenine dinucleotide binding
Source: RefSeq, a predicted model, not a curated record